CUCGCGAUGAAUACGCUGCAGGGCUAUGGUUCCGAUUCGGACGGGGAAGGGGCGGGCUCGUCGAGCCAAGCUGGACCUUCGAGACCAGCUGUAGUUCCGUCGAAAAAGAAGAGGACUGAGGAACCAGAAAGAGCAGAGGAGCAAGACGAGGACGAGGACGACGAAGAGAUCAGCCCCGACGAUGUCUUUGGUUUGGGCCAUCUCCGCAAGGAUGUCAGCGACAAGGCACAAGUGGAGAAGAACGGAGGGCAUCUCGUCAAGUCCGCGCCAGAUGUGCUCGCAAACGUAGACGAGGCAAGCAGCGCGCUCUUGACACGACCGACGGACACGGAGAUGCACGUCAACAUACCCUUUCGAGACUUGGCUCGUCCACUAGCGGGACCCCAGAAUCCGUUCUCCAACAAGGUCCUGGGCUCCCAACAGAACAACCUCAGCGGUCACGUUGAGCAAGCGGCCAUGACCGACUUUGACUUUCGGAACCAGCAGAGGACGUUCGAGACGCUAGGCUACGCAAAGAAUCCGAGCCAGUAUGCCGGAGGAAACGGGAGCGAAUGGGUGGGGGAUGUGCAGGAGGCACAACGGCUUGGCGGUGCAACAGCGGUGGAGCUUAGAGGAGGAGGAUCGGCCGAAGCGAGGAGCCUGGCUCGCCAGACGAAACGAAAGCGGAAGGGACAAGAUGGGGAUUUGUCCGUCAUUGAGGGCGAGGGGGCGUACGUGGGUCCAUGGGGCGGAUGGGAGGGAGAGAGGGUGCAGACAGAGCCUGUCGGUCCUUCAGAAGAAGAGCUGAAGGCAGCGGAGGAGAGGAGCAGCGACCGAAAGCGGCAGGAGGCCGAAAUGAAGGAGCUUCGGCAGCGCGAGGCCGAGCAAGGCACGGAGAAGAGCGUCUUCCAUGGCAAGUCAAUUUACGACUACCAAGGGAGAACGUAUAUGCACGUACCGACCGACGUCGACACAAAUCUUCAUGGCGAGGCGGGCUCGCAACACUGCUUUAUUCCAAAGGCCUGCGUGCAUACCUGGACCGGCCACACGAAGGGUGUCAAUGCCAUUCGUCUCUUCCCUGGAAGUGGCCAUCUGAUGUUGAGUGCCAGCAACGAUUGCAAGAUCAAGCUCUGGGAUGUCUAUCACGAAGGCAAAUGCUUACGAACGUACAUGGGCCACUCCAAGGCCGUGCGGGACAUUUGCUUCUCCAACGAUGGUCGCCGCUUCCUCUCCGCCGGCUACGAUCGCCAAAUCAAGCUGUGGGACACCGAGACGGGCGCCUGCAUCCGCGCCUUCUCGAAUGGCAAGGUGCCCUACUGUGUGGCCUUCCACCCUGAUCCAGAAAAGCAGCACAUCUUCCUGGCCGGUAUGUCGGACAAGAAGAUAGUGCAGUGGGACUCGACGACGGGUGAAACGACGCAGGAGUAUGACCAGCACCUUGGCCCUGUCAACACGAUCACGUUCGUCGAUGAGAAUCGACGCUUCGUGACGACGUCGGACGACAAGACGAUGCGUGCUUGGGACUUUGAUAUCCCCGUCGUCAUCAAGUACGUCGCCGAUCCAUUGAUGCACUCGAUGCCAGCCGUGACCAUGUCUCCCAACAAAAAAUGGCUUGCUUGUCAGUCUCUCGACAAUCAAAUCGUCGUCUACUCGUCCGACUCGUUUCGGCAGAACCGGAAAAAGAUCUUCAAGGGCCACAGCAUUGCUGGGUUUGCCUGCCAGGUCGGCUUUAGCCCCGACGGCCGCUUCAUCUCCUCUGGCGACGGCGAGGGGAACCUGGUGUUUUGGGACUGGAAGAGCGGCAGGCUGCUCAAGCGGCUCCGGUCCCACAAAGAGGUCGUCAUCACUCAUGCGUGGCUGCCUCACGAGACGAGCAAGGUCAUCACGGGAAGCUGGGACGGCACGAUCAAGCUAUGGGACUGAAAUGAGGCGUGGGCCGCUCUCAAUUCUUGCUUGCAUCAAAAGAAAGUGAAUUAGUAGACAGCAUCUAGUUGUAGUAGUGAGAUGUGGAAAUACAAGAAAAGAGCAGCGAUGCAUUC
Acaromyces ingoldii is the source of this 2018-nucleotide messenger RNA. Its product is annotated as pre-mRNA splicing factor. The transcript has 4 exons. Gene Ontology annotation, cellular component: catalytic step 2 spliceosome. The record is from RefSeq and is a predicted model, not a curated record. The coding region runs from base 7 to 1902 and encodes 631 amino acids. Gene Ontology annotation, biological process: mRNA splicing, via spliceosome. Lineage: Eukaryota; Fungi; Basidiomycota; Exobasidiomycetes; Exobasidiales; Cryptobasidiaceae. Gene Ontology annotation, molecular function: mRNA binding; protein binding.